Molecule: messenger RNA, 1687 nt
Organism: Phascolarctos cinereus (koala)
Lineage: Eukaryota; Metazoa; Chordata; Mammalia; Diprotodontia; Phascolarctidae
Source: RefSeq, a predicted model, not a curated record
CUUUCGCGGGUCAUUCCUAGUGCGCCUGUGCAAAUCCGGAUUUCUCUCCAGUCUUCCUCCCCGCCCCCUACCGUGUCCCCGGAAGCGUUAGCUCCCUUCCCCUACUGGGGCUGUGACACGGCGGAGUAGCGGCGCUCUAGGUGCCACCACCACCAUGGUUCCAGCUGUCUGCGCCGCUCGAAAGGCUACGUGGUGAGACUGGGCCGAGCUACUGGCCCCACAGUCCGUAGCUGGUUCUCCCUGCCAGCUGACUGCACGUUGGACCCCGACCCCGAAGGCUCCGCCCUCGACCUCCACACUUCCCCUUCCCAUGGCUUGGAUACACGUGGAGACCACUGGGCGAAGCAGGCAGCAGGGGUGCUGAAACUGGAGGCUGGAGCCCUGGAGCCCUGGCCAUGGCCGGCCAGUUCCGCAGCUACGUGUGGGACCCCAUCCUGAUCGUCUCCCAGAUCGUCCUCAUGCAGAACGUGUACUAUGGCUCCCUGGGUCUGUGGUUGGCGCUGGUGGACAGCCUGGUGCAGAGCAGCCCCACUCUGGACCAGAUGUUCAGCCCGGAGAUCCUGGGCUUCUCUACUGCCCCUGGCCGUCUAUCUAUGAUGGCCUUCAUUCUCAAUGCUCUUACCUGUGCUCUUGGUUUGUUAUACUUCAUCCGUCGAGGGAAACAGUGUUUGGACUUCACUGUCACAGUCCACUUCUUCCACCUCCUGGGAUGUUGGAUCUACAGUUCCCAUUUCCCUUCAUCGCUGACUUGGUGGCUGGUACAUGCUGUUUGUAUUGCCCUGAUGGCUGUGAUUGGGGAGUACCUCUGUAUGAGGACGGAGCUCAAGGAGAUCCCUCUUAACUCUACUCCCAAAUCCAAUGUCUAGGAGAUUGGUUUCUGGGGCCAUGUAUGCCCUCCAGGUCUUUUUGCUGGCAUUGAGAGGAUCUUGGGCACUGUGAAGUUGACAUUGGUGUGGGAGAAGCAGGCUCCACCAGUCAGCCACAGGGCAUAAGCUGAGGCAGUGGUAUCUGCAGGGAAGAAAUGCAUCAGGAAGAGAACCUUUCCUAUGGGCCAAGGCAGAUUAAAAGGAGCAAGCAAAAAUCGGAGACAUCUCACUCCACUAUUUUUCUCAUCAUCCUUUUUUUUUUUUAAAGAAAAAGAUCAAGAAACUCAUGAUAGGAGUAAAUCACUUGCCUGUCUAGUCACCCUGCCUACUUGGGAUAAAUAUAACUUCUCCAAUUUUACUGGACCAAAGAAGUUCAGUUUGGGAUAAUAAUGUGUUUCUGUGGAUGGGGAGGUCAUAAAUGGUAUGGUCAUCAAGGCUGAUGGAGGCACAGAAUGCCAGUGAAAUCCAAAGCCUUCUACCCUGAAACACACAUACUGGCCAGUGACCUUCCUUUGGCUCCACCUUGUCUGUCCUGUCCCUUGCCCCUGCUUCCUACGCGAGGUAGCUCCUAGGACCCUCGGCAAUUACUCCCUCUUCCCUUGGAACUAUAGUACAGAUGGGAAUACAAGGUUACUCAGUGAUGGGACAAGCACAGUGUUCCCAUCCAGGGUUUUUCUCUUUCCCGUUGGGGAUGAUGUGGCUAGGAGGAGGAGGGAGUGCUUCGCUGUCGAGAUGCUCCUUCGGGGAAGGAUUUCCUGUUGGAGUGGCUGACAGCUCCUUGACUUCCUUUGUACAGAAAUACAGUAUUUUCCAGUUCUGCC